Molecule: messenger RNA, 1849 nt
Organism: Lactuca saligna
Lineage: Eukaryota; Viridiplantae; Streptophyta; Magnoliopsida; Asterales; Asteraceae
Source: the annotation of a GenBank genome assembly
CGAUUGCGACAAAACUGAACGACAUGUUUUAAUUUCGAACGCCGAUGUAUCGCCGGAAUAUUUAGCCGUUUCCAUGCCGGUCGAUCAUUAUUCGCAUGCAUUUAAAUUCCUAUUUCCUAGCAUCUCCUACCAUGAUCUGUUCAUCUUCUCAUUACACUAUAAACGACGUUAACAUAUCGUUUCAGUUAACUUUUCAUUCCGCGUAUCGAUCGAAAGUCAGUCUACGAUUUUCACCUUAACCGCGAUGAUCUCUGCACUCUUUUGUUAAACUCAACCGAAAAUGACGCAUCGAUUAGAAAAUAAACAGUUCCAAUCGUAUUUAAAUCUGUAAUUACAGUGUAGAUUGAUCUAAAUCAUGGCGGGUGAUGGAGGAGAAGGGACGUCGUUGGAGUUUACACCUACAUGGGUUGUAGCCGCCGUCUGUACUGUCUUCGUCAGCGUUUCCCUCUUCGUCGAACGGCUACUGCACUACGCCGGCAAGAAAUUGAAAAAGGAGGGGCGCAAGCCACUGUUUGAAGCUCUGCAAAAAGUCAAGGAAGAAUUGAUGCUGUUAGGGUUUAUUUCACUACUAUUGUCUGUUUGUCAAGAUAGGAUUGUUAAGAUCUGUGUGAACGAGACUACCAUGGAACACUUUCUUCCUUGUCCGUUAAAAGCAAAAGAAAAGAUGAUUGAUCCCAAGUCAAAAAACUCAUCUACUAUUCGCCAAUUGCUCGGAGAUAAAAAAACUUCAAUGGGUUAUUGUGCUCAGAGGAAUAAGGUGCCAUUGUUAUCAGGCGAGGCUCUGCAUCAUCUACACAUCUUUAUUUUCAUACUAGCAGUUGUACAUGUGACGUUUUCUGUUCUCACUGCUGUAUUUGGAGGGUUUAAGAUACGCCAAUGGAAGCAAUGGGAAACAUCUGUCAGAGAAGAAAAUCUCAACACUACACAAGUUCAAGAACCGACGAUCACAGACGUUAGAAAUCAUGAUUUCAUCAGGAAACGGUUCUUGGGUUUUGGCAAACGUUCAGCUCUUUUAGGUUGGCUGCAUUCUUUCUUCAAGCAAUUCUAUGGAUCAGUGACGAGGCCAGAUUAUGUAGUUCUUCGAUCCGGUUUUAUUAUGACACAUUGCAAGGGAAGCCGAAAUUUUAAUUUUCACAAGUACAUGAUACGUGCACUUGAAGAUGAUUUUAGGAAAGUUGUAGGCAUCAGUUGGUAUUUGUGGAUAUUCGUGAUCAUAUUCAUGUUACUGAAUGUCAAUGGUUGGCAUACGUAUUUUUGGAUAGCUUUUGUUCCAUUAAUCUUGCUACUUUCGGUGGGAUCGAAGCUUGAACACAUAAUCAUUCAAUUGGCUCAUGAAGUUGCGGAGAGGCAUAUAGCCAUAGAAGGCGAACUGGCAGUAAAACCUUCAGAUGACCAUUUUUGGUUUCAUCGCCCAAAACUCGUCCUUCUCUUCAUACAUUUUAUUCUCUUCCAAAAUGCCUUUGAGAUUGCCUUCUUCUUCUGGAUAUUGAUUCAAUUUGGAUUCGACUCGUGCAUAAUGGAAAAAUUGAUUUACAUUAUCCCCAGACUCAUCAUUGGGGUUUUUAUUCAAGUUUUGUGCAGUUACAGUACUCUACCACUUUAUGCGCUGGUAACACAGAUGGGAAGUAGUUUCAAGAAGUCGAUAUUUGAAGAGCAUGUACAAGUAGGUCUUAUUAGUUGGGCUCACAAAGCCAAGAGAAAUAAAGCUCUAAACGCCACAACCAACAACUCUGCCCAAGAUGGCCCUGGCGGCGGUGGUGGUGGUGGAGGAGGAGGAGGAGGAGGUGGUGGUGUGGAGCUAGAAGGAAUUCAUAUUGCUAGAGAUCCACAACGAUCUACGAAUACAUGA